This is a messenger RNA of Lolium rigidum, 495 nucleotides long. Its product is annotated as lamin-like protein. Gene Ontology annotation, molecular function: electron transfer activity. The record is from RefSeq and is a predicted model, not a curated record. The transcript is spliced from 2 exons. The coding region runs from base 1 to 495 and encodes 164 amino acids. Lineage: Eukaryota; Viridiplantae; Streptophyta; Magnoliopsida; Poales; Poaceae. Gene Ontology annotation, cellular component: plasma membrane.
AUGGAGCGGCGGGUGGCUGCGUGGGCCGCGGCGCUGGUGGCGCUGGCCGCGUGCGCGGCGCUGCCGGCGACGACGACGGCGAACAAGAUCUCCGUCAACUGGAUGCCCAACACCAACUACACCGUCUGGGAGCAGACCCACGGCCCGUUCUACAAGGGCGACUGGCUCGUGUUCUACUACACGUCGGGGCAGGCGGACGUGGUGGAGGUGAACGAGUCCGGGUACAACCGCUGCGACGCCAGCAACGCCAUCUACAACUACAGCAAGGGCCGCAGCUUCGCAUUCGAGCUCAACCAGACCAAGACCUACUACUUCAUCUGCAGCUUCGGCUACUGCCCCGGCGGGAUGAAGCUCGCCAUCAAGUCCCAGAAGCUGCCGCCGCCGUCACCGCCGCCCUCGGCGCACGACAAGUCCGCCGCGCUCGCCAGGGCCCACGCCGGGGUCGUCCUCUACGCCGCCGUCGCCGCCCUCGCCACGCUCCUCAGGAUGGUCUAG